AUGGAUCUUCUAUUAGUUUUACCUGGAUUUGUAACGAAACCCUUCGCACACAUUCUCCCUCCCCUUGAACGAGCUAAAGUCACCACUGUCGACGUGAUCACACUUGACUCCCUCGAGAUCGCGAAACGUGCCCGCGUACCUCCCGCAGAUGUUCGCCGGCUCUCCUCCUGCAUUGUCGAGGCAUUGCACACUGAUGUUGGCUUUGAAAAGCCACAGACAAACACGGAGACCAGCGAUGGGCCCCGCUCUAGUAUAAACCCUGAUGUGGCGAGUAGGACAAUCAGUUCGAAGCGCGCGUCACAAUGGAACACUAUAAGCACUCUUGACCCCGCGAUGGAUGCCCUCCUAGGAGGCGGAAUUCCGACCGGGUAUGUCACAGAAGUUACGGGCGAGAGUGGAAGCGGCAAGACCCAGUUCCUUCUAAGCCUCUGUCUAGCCGUGCAGCUACCCAAACCACAGGGGAUACGACGACGUGCUAUAUACAUAUCGACAGAACACCCACUAUCUACGCCACGACUCACACAGCUCCUAGAAUGCCAUCCUGUCCUCUCAACACUCCCCGCUGAGCAGGCGCCCUCGCUGCAGGAUAUCCUGUCCAUCAACGCGAUGGACCUGGAAACACAAGAUCACAUCUUGAAUUUUCAUCUUCCGGUCGCGAUCGAACGUUAUAACAUCGGCCUGGUCAUCAUCGAUUCAAUAACAUCCAAUUACCGCGCUGAACACACAUCGAACAGCAUGCAAGCCCUCGCCAAACGAUCAACCCAGCUCUCAAAGCUCGGCCAUCUACUGCGCAACCUCGCCGUAAAGGAAGACAUCGCCAUCGUGCUCGCGAACCAAGUCUCCGACCGUUUCGAGCCUGAAAAAGGCACCGAGCCAGCCGCACGGACAGGGUUUCCGUCCAUGUCGAGUCAAACAGCAGAUCAUGGAUCCGGCCCUGCCUCCCCCUUCCCAAAAUCUCGAACUGAACAGUUAGCUACUAGAAAUAGCCAGCAGCCACCAUCCUCUUCCCCUGCUAUCUCCUCAUCGCCAUACCACGCACCACACGAUAAAAACUUCGACGGCUCGUACUUGAUUGCCCCUCGAGUACGCAAUAGCAUGUUGAACGUGGCUCACCAGGAGCGCUUUUACUCUGGCUGGGGUGAUGGCGCGUACCCACAGAGCGGAUCUAUGAAGAACCCGGCCCUGGGAUUCAUCUGGUCAACGCAGAUCGCCUGUCGGAUCGCACUGAAAAAAGAAGAAUCCCACGCUGCAGGUGUUUCCAUGGGGCUCGAUGCAUAUCCGGCGUCCACACAGGAAAUAUCCCAGUUCCAAAAUGGGGGAAAUGCCAACACCUAUCGAGACCCAGACUCAAUAGCAAUGCCUGCCCCAUAUCUCAAGAACAGAGUCCCUGACUCGCAGAACUACCAGCCAACUUCGGGCUCUGAAUCCACUACGCGGAGGACCAUGAAACUUGUGUUCUCGCCGUGGACGGCAGGCCCGAAGGAUACACUAAAAAAGGGCCAAUCAAGUACAAGAAGUGGCGAGGUAGAGUUUGAAAUCUGGAAAGGGGGCUUGAGAAGUACGAGUCAUGGUGCAUGA
Molecule: messenger RNA, 1578 nt
Organism: Penicillium samsonianum
Lineage: Eukaryota; Fungi; Ascomycota; Eurotiomycetes; Eurotiales; Aspergillaceae
Product: putative DNA repair protein (Rad57)
Exons: 2
Coding region: 1-1578 (525 amino acids)
Biological process (GO): DNA recombinase assembly; DNA repair; DNA strand invasion
Molecular function (GO): ATP hydrolysis activity; double-stranded DNA binding; single-stranded DNA binding
Source: RefSeq, a predicted model, not a curated record